AGGUGGCUCCACUCGAAGCUUGGUUCUGACCCGGCCGGACCCUGGCGAUGCUCUGAGGAGGCCCAGGCCGCCUCCCUUCCCUACAGGCUUGGUGACCCUGGCCAGGUGCUUACCUGCUCUGAAGAGGGACAUGAUGCCCAAGACCCUGGAGGGGCAGCUGACCAUGGAGAAAACGCCGAGCUACUUUGUCACCAACGAGGCCCCGAAGCGCAUCCACUCCAUGGCCAAGGACACAAAGCUCAUUGUGGUGGUGCGGGACCCGGUCACGCGGGCCAUCUCUGACUACACCCAGACGCUUUCCAAGAAGCCCGAGAUCUCCACGUUCGAGGUGCUGGCCUUCAAGAAUCGGACCCUGGGGCUGAUCGACGCCUCCUGGAGCGCCAUCCGCAUCGGCAUCUACGCACUGCACCUGGAGAGCUGGCUCCAGUUCUUCCCGCUCUCCCAGAUCCACUUCGUCAGUGGGGAGCGGCUCAUCACGGACCCCGCUGGGGAGAUGGCCAAGGUGCAGGACUUCCUGGGCCUCAGGAGGGUUGUGACAGAAAAGUACUUCCACUUCAACAAGACCAAGGGGUUCCCCUGCCUGAAGAAGCCGGAGGACAGCAGUGCCCCCCGGUGUCUCGGCAAGUCCAAGGGCCGAACGCAUCCCAAAAUUGACCGGGAUGUCAUCCAGAGGCUGCGGAAGUUUUACAAGCCGUUCAACAUCAUGUUUUAUCAAAUGACCGGGCAGGAUUUUCAGUGGGAGCAAGAAGAGGGUGACAAGUGAUGGUCAGGCAGGCAAGAAGAAGCUGUCUCCUACCCACAGAAUCUGCCUGAGGCGGGAAAGGGCCUGCUCGUCUGCCCUGGUGCACAGGACCAGGUGGUGCCGUCCCCACUGGAGGGAACUUGCUCGCAGACACAAGCGGGAGCUCCGAUUUCCCUUCUGCUCCUGAUGAAGGACAGUCAGCUUUCUCUUUCUGCCACACGCCCAGAACAGCAGGAUUCUGGGAGCAGAGGAUGCAUCCAAGGGCACUUCUGGGCUUCCUUCUCUCGCAUGGUGGAAGUGGACUGGUGUCCUGGCGCUUUGGCGGAGAGGAGGGACCAUGCGCGCAGCUGGGGGUAUGGCAUCCCCGCCGAUGUCCCGGGUUGCCCUCCAUGGGGCAGCUGCUGAGCGGGCAGCAGGGACAAGAGCCAUCCCGCACCUCCCGCACCCUGCACCACAUUUCCAGAGGUUUAUUUUUUAUAUGGGUCGAACUGGUGAGACAAGGAGGGAGGCUCCAAGAAGCCAAAGGAAGGGAAGGCUGGUCUGGGUUUCUGCAAAGAGGGGGCCGCCCUGUGGACAUGGACCCCGUCAGGAAAGCAGUCUCCGUGCGCCUCCCAAGCACAAAAGCCGUGCCUCUGCUCGCUCGCGGUGGCUCUUGCAACAGUGUGCGUGUCCCUUCCUCCCGCCUGGGCAGCCUGGGCAGCCCUCAGCACGAGGGGCCUGCAGGAGCCCCCUUGCUCGGGGGUGGCAAGGCAGCUGUGCUGUGCGAGGAGACCGCCCCUCUUCCGAGGAAGCCAUCCGCUCCAAAGGCAUUCAGUGGAAUUUUUUUUGUCUCUCUGUUUUAAACGUCAGCAUUCCCAGCGCACAGGAGAUUGAAUUUUAUAUUUGAUUUCAAUUAGCAAAGCAUAAAUAAUGUUUAAUUUUCUACUCGCAAAGACUGGAUGAUUCAUUGUCCAGGAAAGCUGGGGAUGUUAUAGUUCACAAACUGACAAAGGAGGAAUUCAUUGCUAAAUUGCUACACUGCUUCCCCUCUGUCCCUUCCACCCCUGUCUGCAUCAUCGCCUCUACCGGAAAGAUUCGGAAACGUGACGUGAAGCUCGACCAUGGACCAGACCCUCCCUGAACAAUAAAACCGUGCAACAGCA
Messenger RNA from Varanus komodoensis (Komodo dragon), 1884 nucleotides. RefSeq names its product heparan sulfate glucosamine 3-O-sulfotransferase 4. Bases 131 to 763 code for a protein of 210 amino acids. The record is from RefSeq and is a predicted model, not a curated record. Lineage: Eukaryota; Metazoa; Chordata; Lepidosauria; Squamata; Varanidae. Gene Ontology annotation, molecular function: [heparan sulfate]-glucosamine 3-sulfotransferase activity. The transcript has 3 exons.